Trametes versicolor FP-101664 SS1 is the source of this 699-nucleotide messenger RNA. Its product is annotated as DDE-domain-containing protein. The annotation marks the transcript as partial. Gene Ontology annotation, cellular component: nucleus. Lineage: Eukaryota; Fungi; Basidiomycota; Agaricomycetes; Polyporales; Polyporaceae. The record is from RefSeq and is a predicted model, not a curated record. The transcript has 2 exons. Gene Ontology annotation, molecular function: DNA binding.
CCGAUCGUUCCGGAGUGCAUCUAUGGCAUGGAUGAAACGGGGCUGCAACAAGGGGUGGGCGGUACAGAGCGUGUUAUUGGACCGGCUGGACGCAAGUUUCAGUAUCAACAGGAGAGCGGAGACCGGGAGAACAUCACGGUCCUAGUGACUAUAUGUGCGGACGGCUCUUCAAUUCCACCGGCCGUGAUCUACAAGGGUGAAGCUCUGGGUUACUCAAAGAAGGGCUAUGUGAAUGGCGAGAUCAGUGCGGAGUGGAUCAAACAGUUUGACAAGUACACCAAAGAGAAGGCUGCGGGACGCCGCCGCCUACUCCUUGUCGAUGGGCACAGCUCUCAUUAUACCUUCGAAUUCCUCGACUAUGCUCGCAAGAACAACAUUCACAUCCUCUGCUACCCGUCGCACUCUACCCAUGUGUACCAGGGACUCGACGUCGUCAUCUUCAGUGUCUUAAAACAACACUGGAAGCGAGCACGAGAUACCCUCGAGCGCCGAGGGGAGAAGGUCACUAAGGCCACCUUCCUCUCAGUCUAUGGCGGGGCUCACGUCGCAGCACUCACACCAGAGAACAUCAAGGCUGCAUUUCGAAAGACAGGAGUCGAGCCCUUCAAUCCCGAUGUCAUUACGGCUGACCUCAUGGCGCCUAGCCUCGAGACGUCCUCCCGAGGCCAUCUCCCAUUCGUACAAACAAGCCCGGUCCGG